Messenger RNA from Williopsis jadinii, 1367 nucleotides. RefSeq names its product Ett1p (gene ETT1). Gene Ontology annotation, molecular function: protein binding. Gene Ontology annotation, biological process: positive regulation of SREBP signaling pathway; translational termination; positive regulation of cellular response to hypoxia. The record is from RefSeq and is a predicted model, not a curated record. NCBI's taxonomy places the organism in Eukaryota, Fungi, Ascomycota, Saccharomycetes, Phaffomycetales, Wickerhamomycetaceae. Gene Ontology annotation, cellular component: nucleus. Bases 1 to 1302 code for a protein of 433 amino acids. The transcript has a single exon.
AUGGCCAAGAGAACAUUAGGACUAGGUAAAGCUGCCAAGCAGAAAAAACAGAAGAUCUCUUCUGAAACCCCUGAGAAGUCAGCGAGUCCUGACAUUCAGUCUAAGGGAAAUGAGAUCCAUGUCGAGCUUGACGAAGAAGUGGAUCCAGAUGAUGAAUUGAACCAGCUAAAGGGGUUAUGGUUGACAUAUGUUAAGGGAGAUAGAGACAACGAAAUGGUGCUAAACGGAAUCAUCCAUGAAUGUGACCGGUUGUUGAGAAACCAAUCAGAGGAGGCCAAGUUACCAGCCGAGUUCCAUUCAACUUAUGCCCUUGCUCUGUCAGACUUGGCCAAUUUCCACACAGAAGACAGUGCUGACUCCAAUAUCAAACAGUACUUUGAUGCGGCAUUAGAGAGAAUAUCUCUGGGACAAGACGUUUACCCUGAUUCUAUAGAGUUAGGAUUUGCCCUGGCAAAUGUCAUCUUUGCAAGAAUCCCCAUGGAGUUCAUCUCGAAAUGGAAUGUUGACUCGAAGAAAUCCUCAGACAGUGUUGACUUGAAGGCAUUGAUCACAGAGGCUCUUGAAAGCUAUGAAAAGAGUGAGGAAUCCGUUAAACUGCUGAAGAACUAUUCGCUUUUGGACAACAAUGUUUUUGAAACUCUGAAAGCGUUUGACGAUUUGUUGGAGAUUGUGAACAAUUUUGGCCAAGAGGACUCCUUAGCUGAAGGUCUGGACAGUGAUGAUGAGGAAGAACAAGAAGUCAAAGAGAUUAAGCUCUCCAAGAAGCAUCCGCUGUAUGAGGUUUAUCACAGAUCAUCUGAUAAGUACUUCCAAUGGCUUGUAAAGCAUGGAUCUGAAUUUGGAACUCUUGUUAACGAUGAUUUGAAGCAUUUGUUAAAGAAGACUGACGAGCUAAGCACCAAGGAAACCCGCCAGCUGGAAUUCCUCAAACAAGUCUCGGCCUGGUGUGGUCAGCUGUUAUUACAAGCAGCGGAGAAGCCAUCCCAAAUCUUCACGGCCAUCACGUACGAUGAUGGUGAGCCUGAGAUUGAGGGAUACACCGCAGCUAAAGCACAAGAGGAAGCACAGAGCUAUAUAAAACAGGCAGUGAAGUUUUUUGAGAAUGCGGAAGAAGAGGAGGAUCCAAAGACCUGGGUUGACGUUGCUGAGGCCUUAAUCGACCUCGGAAACGUGUACGAUUAUGAGUCAAAAGACCAGAUCGCUACGUAUGCCUUAGCAGAGAAGAGACUCAGAAGGGCAAACAACGCCACGAACGGAAAGUACCAGGAAAUCCUCGAUAAUCUGUUGAGCAACGAUGAUUAGAACCAUAUGUAAUCCAUAUAUAUUGUACUUGUAUACAUGCAUCGAAGAUACAACGGGUUGUUUUG